CAAUGAAUUUUGUGUUGCUCGUGUUGUUAGCACUAAAAAUUUUGGCGAUUUCUGGUGAAGAUGAAAAAGAAACUCGCGAACGCGCCGCUAGUUUAGUGGUUCUGCCACCUUUAGUACUAGGUUACGAAGAAUUAUAUGUAGACAACGAUGAUAACCAACCAGCAAAGAAAGAUAUGGAUUAUCCUAACGAAAAUGGGGGAAAUAAGGUCACACAGGAAACGACGCCAAAGGAUGAGAAACAGCAUCAUGAUGAGUUGGAGCAAAGAGAGAAGAUAAAUGAAGAGGUUACUACAGAGCAACCGAAAGACACCAAAAAAGAAACUACAAAGAAAGAAGAAAAAAAAGAUAAUAAAUAUGUUGCACAAAAGUUAUCAGAUAAGAGUCCAGGGAAGAAAAAAGAACCAAUAAAAGACAAAAAGAAAAAGAACAACAAAACAGCCACGAAGUAUACCAACACGAAACAAUAA
Molecule: messenger RNA, 467 nt
Organism: Hyposmocoma kahamanoa
Lineage: Eukaryota; Metazoa; Arthropoda; Insecta; Lepidoptera; Cosmopterigidae
Product: probable H/ACA ribonucleoprotein complex subunit 4
Exons: 3
Coding region: 3-467 (154 amino acids)
Source: RefSeq, a predicted model, not a curated record